This is a messenger RNA of Psammomys obesus (fat sand rat), 1381 nucleotides long. It is a transcript of the gene Dync2li1, whose product is annotated as dynein cytoplasmic 2 light intermediate chain 1. Gene Ontology annotation, molecular function: dynein heavy chain binding. Gene Ontology annotation, cellular component: cytoplasmic dynein complex; axoneme; ciliary basal body. The record is from RefSeq and is a predicted model, not a curated record. Gene Ontology annotation, biological process: intraciliary retrograde transport; intraciliary transport involved in cilium assembly. The transcript is spliced from 13 exons. NCBI's taxonomy places the organism in Eukaryota, Metazoa, Chordata, Mammalia, Rodentia, Muridae. The coding region runs from base 104 to 1159 and encodes 351 amino acids.
CCGAGGAGCCCGCUUUCCCUGGCCCAGCCUGGAGCUUGCGGCCUGACUGGGUCAGUGCCGGUCCUCUCGCAGAGCCCAGGACAUCUGGGGCGGCGUAGCCACCAUGCCCAGUGAAACUCUCUGGGAAAUUGCAAAAGCUGAAGUGGAAAAAAGGAGAAGUCAUGGAAGUGAAGGGGAUGCAGCUGAAGUUGGAGAAAAAUCUGUUUUUUUCAUUGGCAGUAAAAAUGGGGGAAAGACUACUAUUAUUCUAAGGUGUCUUGACAGGGAUGAGCCAGCAAAGCCAACUUUAGCUUUGGAGUAUAUGUAUGGAAGAAGAACAAAGGGACACAACACACCAAAGGACAUUGCUCACUUUUGGGAACUGGGCGGAGGAACCUCUCUUUUGGACUUAAUCAGCAUACCCAUCACCAGUGAUACCUUAAGGACAUUUUCUAUUGUUCUUGUUUUGGAUCUUUCCAAACCUAAUGACCUUUGGCCCACCAUGGAAAAUCUGCUGCAAGCCACAAAAAGCCACGUAGACAAAGUGAUAAUGAAGCUGGGGAAGAUGAACUCCAAAGCCGCCUCCGAGAUGAGGCAGAGGAUGUGGAGCGCUAUGCAGAAGGACCAUCCGGAUCGUGAAUUAAUUGACCCAUUUCCGAUACCUCUGGUCAUAAUUGGAAGUAAAUAUGAUAUUUUUCAGGAUUUUGAUCCUGAGAAGAGAAAGGUGAUAUGCAAGACGCUUCGGUUUGUUGCACAUUAUUAUGGCGCCUCCCUGAUGUUUACAAGCAAAUCAGAAGCUCUGUUACUAAAAAUCCGUGGUGUUAUCAACCAACUGGCAUUUGGUAUUGAUAAGAGCAAAUCGAUGUGUGUGGAUCAGAAUAAACCACUGUUUAUCACAGCAGGAUUGGAUUCUUUAUGUCAAAUAGGGUCCCCUCCUGUUCCUGAUAGUGACAUUGGAAAGCUUCAGGCCCACUCACCAAUGGAGCUGUGGAAAAAGGUGUAUGAGAAGCUCUUCCCGCCAAAGAAUACCAGCACACUGAAGGUGAUCCAGGACCCUGCCCGAGAUCCACAGUAUGCGGAAAGUGAAGUUGAUGAGAUGAGAAUUCAGAAGGAUCAGGAACUAGAGCAGUACAAGAGAAGUUCUUCCAAGACUUGGAAACAAAUUGAGCUGGACUCUUGACCCUGAAUCACUAUUGUGGAUUUAUAUCUUCCUUACCAAGUUCAAGUAAGAUUAUUCUCUUACCUUCUGUGGCAACAUGUGAAGAAAGCUGAGGUGUAUAAUCUGUCAGGGGAAAUCUAUUUCUUGUUCUGGUACAAGUUUCUGAAUGUUCUGUAGUCUUUUAGAAAGAAAAUAUUCGCUAUAUGUAAUUCUUUUGAAAAUAAAAUAAUUUUCUAUCACCUA